This is a messenger RNA of Closterium sp. Yama58-4, 1980 nucleotides long. The record is from the annotation of a GenBank genome assembly. NCBI's taxonomy places the organism in Eukaryota, Viridiplantae, Streptophyta, Zygnematophyceae, Desmidiales, Closteriaceae.
AUGGCUGCCUUCAGGCACUCGCGUCCAUUCAUAGAAUCUGUCAGAAUCCGAGCAUUCAAGUCCUUUCGCGAUGAGCCGCAAGAGAUAAGGUUCACUCCUGGCUUCAACCUUAUAGCUGGGGCAAAUGGAAGUGGAAAGUCGAACAUUUUGGAUGCAAUCCACUUUGCCUUCGGCGAGGCCUAUCAUGCAUUGCGUGUGCAGUCAUUGGCCGGUCUUCAAUCGUCCGAUACGAAGGAAGGAUGUGAGAUUUCCGUAGUAACCAAACUCGACAGACAAAAGUCAAUGGGAAGCUCAAAACUCUCCGUGAACUCAAGCCUCAAGCAGUCCCAGGUCUCGGAGUUGGCGAAUGCAAACGAUGGUGCAGUGCUGUCUAGCCUCAUUUCAGGAGUGUCUGGAGCAGCGAGGUGGGAAGCCGAGGUGGAGAAGGCUGAAGAGGUUGUGUCCAGGACGGAGAGAAGUUUGCACGAAAUAAACACAAAUACGUGCUUGCUUGAAAGAGCAACAGCUGCCGAUACGGCCAAGUCCAAAGAAGCUCAUGAAAGAUGGAAGGCAAUCAAGAACCUUGAGGCAGAGAUUGAGCGGGUGCAACAAGAUCUUUUGAAGCUUGAUGGCAUUUCAGGGGAGAUGAGAGCACUGGAGAGAAAGGAAAAGCUCCUCCUUGAUUCUCGUGAACAAGCUAAGCUGGCAUUCGUUGACACUCAAGAUACCCUUGUCGCAGUGGAAGGGAAAGUGGAAGCAAAAGAGAUAGUGGUAGCACAACUUCGAAAGCUACUGAAUUCUGGCCCAACUGAUUCGGCUGGUACUUUUGCCACUUGGAGGACGAAAAUACUCUCAUCUGCUCAAGAUAUCGAGUCAAGACUGAAUGUGCUGACAAUGAAGGUUGCAAAGCUCAGAGAUGAGAAAUUAGUGAUAGAGGAGGCAAUGGAUGCCACCAGUGUGCAAGAUCUGGAGGAAAAGAUGGGAAACCUCCUUCAACACCAGAAGACCAUCAAGUGCCAGAUUACCAAUAUUGAGGGAGAUAUGCACAAGUCAAAGUGUGAGAGGGAAGUGCGGAAGGCGAAGCUGGCAGUGUUUUUGUCCAACAUAGAGAAUCUGGAAGCACAACACAGCAAGCUCCGUGAUCAAAUGCUAAGCCUCAAUUCAGAUCUGAAGAACGUACAAGGAGGAAUUGCAGAGGCAAGAGAAAGGAUAUUAGAGGUGGAGAAAGUCCUGGAAUCGGAGCUGCUGGCCAAUACAGAGGAGGAACAUUUACCAAAUUCAGAUGACAUGGACCUGGAUAACACUGAGAUACUGGAGCCUGGAGCAGAGUGGAAAGCACUUCUCUGCCGCCUUUCGAAGCUCAAACAUGCAAAGCUGUCAGACCAAGAGAGGGAUGCUUUUGGCACACGAAUAUCCACCCUGAAGAUGUUCAAGGACCGUGCAGCAUCGAUCGUGGACUCUAUGAAAGUUUUGAAGGAAGGAAUAUCACGCGCAAAGUCAAAGGUGCUAAUGGUCAACAAAGACACUUACACUCGAGUGAAGUCUUCAUUUCAGAACCUAUGCCUCCAUCUCCUUCCAAACAAGUCUGUCAAUCUCAUUCAACUUGGAGAAACAGUUGAAGAUGGCAUUAAGAUUGCCUUCUGUAACAGUCCUGCAUCUGAGGAUUCUGCACCAUCUUGGAACACAAACCUCAGUCAGCUCUCUGGUGGACAACGAACUCUCCUGAGUGUUGCACUGGUUCUGGCUAUUGCCCAGUACAGCCAAAACUUUGUGUACCUGAUGGACGAGGUGGAUGCUGCCCUUGAUGAGGAAAAUCAAAGCAGGGUUGGCGCUCUUGUGCAGAGCGAGCUUGCAAAAAAGGGGCAGGUCCUUUGUGUGAGCCACAAUCGGGCCUUUCAGACGUUUGCUGAUUCUGUGGUCCAAGUUUCCAUGGACAAUGGAUCCAAGAUCAGCUAUGCUCAGUUGGACUCAGGAAAGCGGGCAAAGCACAUGGGAAGUUGA